Lachancea mirantina is the source of this 1185-nucleotide messenger RNA. Lineage: Eukaryota; Fungi; Ascomycota; Saccharomycetes; Saccharomycetales; Saccharomycetaceae. The record is from the annotation of a GenBank genome assembly.
AUGACGCACGAGAUUGACACUGUUUUGAGCACGCUUAGAUUAGAGGUAGAUCAAGAUCUUGCUGGACUUUUCUACGAAUUUGAAGAUCUUUAUGAGCAGAAAUUGUGGCACCAAUUGACAGAACGUUUGGACGUUUUCUUCCACGACGAAAGGUCAGAAUCUUACAGAUUGCGAGUUUAUGAGAACUUCGUAAGCAAAUUUCAAGACAAGGUAAAUCAAUUGAAAGUUGUCAAUUUCUUGCUUUUGUCGCUCAAGACCCUAGACGACUGCGACGAAGCAUUGGCAUACUUGAAAGGUCUUGAGAGCAAAUUCAAGGAAAUUGACGAAAGUAAGAAGAGGAACGACGGCUUGAAAUCGCACUACGAAGGUCUUUUGUUGAUCAACAUAGAGAUUGCAAGAAUUCUUUUGAGAAAGGGAGAAUUGGUGAAAAGCAGAGACUCGUUGGACGAGAUUGAGGCGACUCUUGAGAAGCAGGACUCAGUUCCGCUUCAAGUUACAAGUGCCUUCUACUCGGCAAGUGCUGAAUAUUAUCACCUAAAGAAAGAUUUCAAUUCCUUUUAUUACACGACACUGUUAUAUCUGUCUACCGCGGAAGCUAUAGAAAGUUGGAGGGACUUGUCUCAAGUUGAGAAAAAGCGAUUGGCGUACGAGCUAUGUAUAGCAGCAUUAUUGGGAGACAAGAUAUACAAUUUUGGCGAGCUUUUGCAUCAUCCUAUCAUUUCGAACAUUUCUGAAGACGUCGAAUACGAGUGGCUUUUCCAAUUCUUGAGCACUCUAUCAGAGGGAAACUUUACCAAAUUCGACGAACUUUCUCGUAACUUUUUCUCAAAAGUACCCAUACUGGCGCAGCACGAAUCAUUUCUAAGACAAAAAAUCUGUUUGAUGACCUUGGUGGAAAGCAUUUUCGCCAAGAAUAUCAGGACUCUGACUUUUGACGACAUUGCAGCUGCCACUUUCCUUCCUAAAGAUCAGGUGGAACAUUUGGUAAUGCGCAGUAUAAGCUUGGGUCUUCUGAAGGGAUCAAUUGAUCAGGUGAAUGAGCUUGUAACGAUUACGUGGGUGCAACCCAGAAUCAUCAAUGCUUCUCAGAUCAAUAAGAUGAAGGAAAGACUAAUGAGCUGGAACCAAGAAGUUGAGCAAUUAGGGCGAAAAAUUGAAGCUCGUGGAGAGAGCAUUUGGGUUUAG